AUGGCUCCCUCAAUGCACUUCGAUCCCCCCAAUUCCGAGAACGGUGAAAUAUUCCCUUCCGCGCUUGGUCCAGAGUACUAUGGGUUUGACCAUAUCACAUGGUAUGUCGGGAAUGCGAAGCAGGCAGCUUCAUAUUUUAUCACUCGCUUGGGAUUCAACCAAAUCGCAUAUCGUGGUCCGGAGACAGGGUCUCGCGCUGUAGCCUCCUACGUUAUCACGAAUGGCGGUGCCACUUUCGUCUUCACAUCUCCGGUCUGUGGAAAAUUGGGUGAGAACGAAAUGGGCAGGUUUGGCAUAUCCAGCCACACAAAGCGGUUGCUUGAUGAGAUUCAUGACCACCUGGAACGACACGGCGACGGUGUCAAAGAUGUUGCCUUCAGAGUCAAUGCACAUGUCAGGUCCAAAUGGGAGAAAGCCGUUGCUCAUGGCGCGGUUUCGGUAAUGGAGCCUGCGAUUAUCCAUGGGGAGGAGCCCGGGAGCGGGGAGAUAGAGGUGGCAACUAUCAAAUCGUAUGGCGAUACGACACAUACCCUGGUUAAUAGGGACAACUACCGUGGAUGUUUCAUGCCCGGAUAUGUGAGAGUGGAUGCGGAAGAUCCAAUCAACGAGUUCUUGCCUGCUAUCAAUUUCAUCGAAAUUGACCAUUGUGUUGGGAAUCAGCCGUGGAAUGGGUUGGAUGAAGCUGUGAAAUUCUAUGAAGACUGCCUUGAUUUCCACCGCUACUGGAGUGUCGAUGAUAAAACCAUGUGCUCUGAAUAUUCCUCCAUGCGCUCCGUUGUCGUCGCUUCGCCCAACGAAGUCAUCAAAAUGCCCCUGAACGAACCAGCCGUUGGCAAAAAGAAGUCUCAGAUCGAAGAAUUCGUCGAUUACUACAACGGCUCCGGCGUGCAACACAUCGCCUUCCGCACACACGAUAUCAUCAGUGCCGUAACCAAUCUACGCAAACGGGGUGUGCAGUUUCUCUCUGUGCCCGCAACUUACUAUGACGCGAUACGUAUCCGCCUUGCUGCCAUUAAUAAAACUGACUCCGAGGGCAACAAUCCCAAUAAACGGGGGAGUUUAGUCAUCAACGAGAGCAUAGACACAUUGCAGAAGCUGAAUAUCUUGAUAGACUUCGACGAGCAAGGGUACCUGCUCCAGAUAUUCACAAAACAUGUGCUGGACCGGCCGACGGUAUUUUUGGAAGUGAUCCAGCGGAACAAUUUUGAUGGGUUUGGAGCAGGAAACUUCAAGAGUUUGUUUGAGGCUUUCGAGAGGGAACAGGCGGCCAGGGGUAAUCUUUAG
This is a messenger RNA of Paracoccidioides brasiliensis Pb18, 1284 nucleotides long. Its product is annotated as 4-hydroxyphenylpyruvate dioxygenase. The transcript has 3 exons. Bases 1 to 1284 code for a protein of 427 amino acids. The record is from RefSeq and is a predicted model, not a curated record. Gene Ontology annotation, molecular function: 4-hydroxyphenylpyruvate dioxygenase activity. Gene Ontology annotation, biological process: L-tyrosine catabolic process.